Molecule: messenger RNA, 4082 nt
Organism: Lutzomyia longipalpis
Lineage: Eukaryota; Metazoa; Arthropoda; Insecta; Diptera; Psychodidae
Product: casein kinase I-like
Exons: 2
Coding region: 613-1629 (338 amino acids)
Biological process (GO): negative regulation of canonical Wnt signaling pathway; peptidyl-serine phosphorylation; signal transduction
Cellular component (GO): nucleus; cytoplasm
Molecular function (GO): protein serine/threonine kinase activity; ATP binding
Source: RefSeq, a predicted model, not a curated record
AAAAAAUUAUUUUUCACUUUAUGUGGAGUCUGUGGAGUAGUGAAGGCAUUUUUUUUGCUAAAAUAAAAAAAAGAAAACAUUUUUUUAAUUUUCCUGUGAAACGAAUUACAUUAAAUUAUGAAACUAUAACCAAAAUAAAUUGUCUUUCAGAAAAAAAAACGUGUUUCAACGAGAAUAUUGAAAAAGCAUAGUUGUCAAAGCAUUGAAUAACUUCAGCAUGGUAGUUGAUUUCUUUAUGUGCUUUUUGCAACCACAUAAGUGACAGUGGGAAUUUGGAGAAAUUUUCAUCAUUGAGAAAUUAGAAGAAAAUCACAUGUGUACGGUGGGAAAUUUGCAAAAAAGCAUUCCCUAGGCGAGGAUAAAUUGUUUUCGUGGAAAAUUUUGAUUGCAUCCCAGUAGAAAGUACGAAAAAAGUGAGUGUGAAAAAAGUUGGGAAGAAAAGUUGGCAGACAUAUUGGAUAAUCGAAAUUUCUUCAUUGUGCCUGGCUCAUCAGUUUGGUGAUGUAGCUGAAGAAAUUGCAGUGGGUGCAGGAAAAAAGCGCUGAAGAAACGUUGUGUUAAUUUAAGCGUGUGUACAAUUGGAACUGUGGUGAGAGGAAGCGCCCCGCAAUCAUGGAUGUGGCGACGAAGGAUGUUUACAAAAACUCAAGUGAAUUCAUUGGGGGCAAGUACCGUUUGCUAAGGAAAAUCGGCAGUGGCUCUUUCGGGGACAUCUAUUUGGGCAUAAAUAUCGUCAAUGGCGAGGAAGUUGCCAUUAAGAUGGAGAGCAAGAGCGCCCGACACCCGCAGCUCCUGUACGAGUACAAAUUGUACAAAGUACUUGCGGGUGGUGUGGGUAUCCCCCAUAUUCGCUACUAUGGUGAGGAUAGGAAUCACGUGGUGCUAGUGAUGGACCUCCUGGGGCCAUCCCUUGAGGACUUAUUCAACUUCUGCAGUCGCCACUUUACGAUAAAAACCGUCCUCAUGCUCGUGGACCAGAUGAUUGGGCGCCUGGAGUAUCUCCACUGCAAAAGCUUCAUCCAUCGUGACAUUAAACCCGACAACUUCCUCAUGGGUAUUGGUCGUCACUGCAACAAGCUCUUUUUGAUUGAUUUUGGUUUGGCCAAGAAGUACCGCGAUGUACGCUCACGCUUGCACAUUGUAUAUCGCGAGGAUAAAAAUCUCACCGGUACCGCACGGUAUGCAUCGAUAAAUGCCCAUCUGGGUAUUGAGCAAUCCCGGCGCGACGAUAUGGAGUCCCUAGGCUACGUAAUGAUGUACUUCAAUCGCGGCUCCUUACCUUGGCAGGGUCUCAAGGCCACAAACAAGAAGCAGAAGUACGAGAAAAUUUCCGAGAAAAAAAUGUCAACACCCAUUGAGGUUCUCUGCAAAGGAUGCCCAGCAGAAUUUUCAAUGUAUUUAAAUUACUGUCGCAGCCUCCGUUUUGACGAGGCCCCCGAUUACAUGUAUCUUAGACAACUAUUUCGAAUUUUGUUCCGUACGCUGAAUCAUCAGUAUGAUUACACCUUCGAUUGGACGAUGCUGAAGCAGAGGGGUCUGGGGCAGCCAAAUGCAAUACCGCAUGGUAAUCUGGAGAAUAAGGCUGAUGGCCGGGAAAAGGAGAAGCAACAAGCGACGGAUCUCAAAUAAGGGAUAAAUAAUGAAGGUGGAUGAUGAUUAUAUGGCGGAAAUAUGAGAAUGGGUGAGGAAUAAUUUAAAUAAAAAAAAUAUUUUAUGAGAAUUGAAGCCAGGCUAUCUUAAUUUCUUGUUUUUUUUUCUUAAUCAUCAACAACAACAGUUGAAGAAACAAAAAAAAUACAAAAAAAAUAGGAAUGUAAUCCCCGAAACGAGAAGAGAAUUAAUAGGAGAAAAUGACAAAAAAAAUAAAACAAUAGAGUUAUAAUGUAAUUAAUGGAGAAGAAAACAAAAAAAAAAAGUUGAAGUGAAAAAUCAACAUUCGCAUUAUGUCAGAAAAAAAUUUGAGAUACAAAAAAUAGUUGAGAGAAACAAAUAGAAUAUUUGUGUAAAUUUAGGUGAUAGGAAAACAAACAAUUAAAUUAUGUAAAAUCUUUUAUUAGAUUUCGAGUUAAAAUAUUAGUUUAUUCCUUUUUUGUAUAGUUUUUUUUUUGGAAAAAAGAAUAAAACAAGUUUUGGAAAAAAAACCUAAGAGAAAAAAAUCAUUAUUUAAUAGUUUUUUUUUUGUAGAGGGGCAAAAGCUAUGCGAUAAAAUGUUUUACGUUUUAAUAAAUCAUCCACUAGGAAAAAAACAAUAUAAGGAACAAUAAAACGGUACAUUAUGAUGAGAUAGUGAACAUUUUUUAGACAAGUAUAACUUCCAUUUUAUCAUCAUUUUUUAUGCAAAUAUCAUCUUUAUAAUAUCUCAAUAAAUUAGGGGCUUUCUUUAAAAUAAGAAAUACAUUAUUGCAAUGAAAUUUAAAAAAGAAGAAAAUCAUAAAUAUAUUUUAUUCUGAAAAAAUUUUUUUUUUUAGUUUCUCUACAUAAAUUGUGUUUUUUUCUUCUAAUAAAAAAAAGAAAAGAAAUAAUCAUUUAGCUAAUUCUAGAUUGUAAUUGGAUAAAUUACAAAUUUUAUUGAGUUAGUAAGUUUAUCGCGGAACAUUUGACUUUGAUGUUGAUUUUUUUAUAACAUAAAUAAUAAUGUAUCAACUUCACAAACAUAAUACACACAUACCACAUUACACACAAAAUGCACCUUCUCGAUGUGAAAUGCUUUUUUUUUAGGAUGUAUAACAUAGUGCAGUGAAAUAGCAGCAUACGAAUAACUUUUUUCUUUCAAUUUUCAGUAAAACUUGUGGAUAUUUUAAUUAUACUAUUUUGUUUUUUAUUCCUUUUAAAUUAAAUUUUAUUAAGGUAAUUUAUUUUCAAGGAAACUCCAUAUUUUCAGAUGAUAAAAAAAAAUUAACGAAAUGGCGCCAUGAGAAACAGAAAAGUGGUAAAAUAUUUCAUUGGAAAAUGUUAUUACAGCAAUUUUGAGCACAGAAAAACGUUUAAUUCCUUAUGUUUUCGUCAUCUUUGCUUAAAAAUUCAUAAAUACAGAUUAUGAAAUCUAGGUUUUUAAUUCUUUUUAUCUUUCAGAAAGUUUUCCAUUUUCUAGCGAAUCUUCAUAGAACACAAAGGUUUUUUUUUUAACAAUAAGUUAAUGCUGCUAUUUUAUUGCACAUUACAUGCGUGGUAUCACAAAUUGCAAUUUUUAUUAAUUUGUUUUUCAUGACGACACUUACAAAUUGAGGGAAUAAAGUGUUUGAAAUAACAUGUAAAUAUAUUCAGAAAAAAUAAACUUAAACUUUUUUUUUUUUUUCAAGACUAAAAGAUGUGAAGAAAAAUAAUAAUUGCAGGAUGUUUUGUGGAAAAACAUAAAUAAAAAAAAAACAGAAAAUCACAUAAGCAUUUUUUCUUCCUUUUCUCAUAUAAAGUAAAAUUUAAAGAAAAAAAACAACACAACAAUACAAAAGGAGAAUGAAAAAAUAUAUUAAGAAAUUAUAUAAUUAAUCAUAUGAAAUAUGUAGUUAUAUAUUAUAUACGACUAAAAUGGAAUAUAUAAAGAAAAAAAAAUAGAGAUAUAAUGAUACAAAGAAGUGAGAAAAAAAACAAAUUUACAGUAUAAUGUGAAAAGAAUAAUUCAAAAUGUGAAACGAAAAAUAUUAUAUUUUUUAUUUUAUAAUAAUUCAUCAUGAUUCCCAUUUUUUUGCAAAAAAUGUAUAAAAAUGGAUUUUUUCUUAUUCUGUUUCUCAACAGAAUUUUCAUUUUUUUUUUGACUGAGAACGAAAACAUCUUUCAUGACUUUCGGAGAAAGGAGGACAGGAGCUAUAUAGAAAAGAAAAAAAAUACAAUUUAGUCAAUUAAUAAGAACGUUUGCAUAGCAACACCUUCAUUGUAAUGAUUGUAAUCAUUGAUAGAUGGUGAAUUGUGGAAAAAAAAACAGUUGAGAGAGGAUUUUUUUUCAUGGAAAAUCUCUCAGAGACAAUCCAUUUGGGAUUUAAUUUUUCUUUUUUCUUUAGAAAAUUUAUUCAAUUUUUUUUCUUCUCUAAUUUUAGUUAUUUGUAUUAUCUCGAUUAAAGAAAUAUAAUAUCUGACAAAAAGAGAAA